AUGCCAUACUGGGACGACGCAAGUGGCGCAAUCCACAACAUCUCCAAUGCAACACCGCGAAAUCUAGAUGCAGCAUACGCGAAGGGCUUUGAUGUUGAGACUGGAGCUACGCAGGGCCAGCAACAGCAACAGCAGGAUCAAGUUGCGGGUCUUCAAACUUAUGGUCAACAUCAGUGGCAUAAUCCGUAUGCCGAGAUUGUUGGCGGUGGACCGUAUGCACAAGGUCAAGUAACGCCUUCAGCAUCUACGCCACCGAAGAACACAUCUAGGACCGCUGGCAAAGACAACAAGGGCAAUAGAAGGGAUUUCACCCCCUACUUCGACGCCGCAGACCCGCGGAACCACACCGACCUGAGGAGUCCAGAUAAAUACAACUUCCUCGGAACGAAAGAUGUGAAUCAGAAGAUGCGCCAGGACACCACCGAUGCGAUCAAGCUAGCAACAGAGAAGCGUGGAAAGAUCAAGGCAGAUCAGCCAUUACAAUCGCUACCUGAACAUGAGCCAAAGACGGCAGUAAAGAGGAAGAGCGCGCCUCUUCCGCCAAUUCUGCCUAGAUUCAACUUCGAGAACCCGGCAAUAUCGCCGAAGCUGGCGAAGUCUAGAACAGCUUCGUUUAGGAAGAGCGCAGAAAUCCCAAUCCAAUACACGACCCCUCUUUCCGCGAUCAACGAAGCACCGUCUCCGCUCACCAAAUCAAGCAAGCGCCGAAGUGUCGACCGCACACCCACGCUCGACCGCGUCCUCGCCCUCCGCGCAGAAGAACAAGCGAAAGCGCUCGCGAAACUCGAGGGCGAUGUGCUAGAAGACAAGGUUGUUGACGACGGCGAACAACAUAUUCCCCGCGAGUUGGUCAAGCGGAUAAGCGACUCGAAAAGCCAGCGUAUCCCCAGAGUAACCUCCCGGGAAGAGAAGCGUCAUGCGUCCGAGUUUAUUCCGGGUAUGGAGGUAGCGGGACUGGAUGAGCGGGAGGAGGUUUGUAUGAUGGACGAUCCGGCUGUGCAGAUGAAGAAGGAGGAGGUGGAGGAUGGUGCGGGUAGUAGUGUGUAUAGCAGUGAGAAUCGUGUUCAGGAAGAUGAGAUCGAGCAGUUAACAAAGGCGAUAGCGGGGUUGAGGCCGUUCCAAGAUCUGCCGCUUCCGUCGUCGUCGCCGAAGAAGAAGGCUUUUGAGCGGAUGAGCGCUGUGCCGGUGGGUUUGGACGUGGGGAGAAUUGGAAGGGGAAAAGGGAGGUUGGAGGAUACGGCUGGAUUGAAGCUAAAGCCGGAGGAACUAGGUGGACGGACCCAAGUUGAGGCGGAAGCGGAGCUUCUAACGGUACUCAAUGCGACGGAUGAAGGGACUGGUGAGGGUAGCGCGGGCGUGGGAACGUCGCAGGAGAACUCAUCAGCGGAGUCUUUUGCGACGGUUUCUUCGGAUGAUUACGAACAGAUUCGGGCGGAGGAUGAGCUGGCGUCGGAGCAGAAUGGCGUGAAGAGGCGGUGGUACAAGGGUUUUCGGAAGGUUUGA
Messenger RNA from Alternaria arbusti, 1503 nucleotides. RefSeq lists its product as uncharacterized. NCBI's taxonomy places the organism in Eukaryota, Fungi, Ascomycota, Dothideomycetes, Pleosporales, Pleosporaceae. The transcript has a single exon. Bases 1 to 1503 code for a protein of 500 amino acids. The record is from RefSeq and is a predicted model, not a curated record.